AUGGUGGUGGAUCGUGAGUGUGUGUGUGGUGACAUGAUGCUGGGCGGCAUGGACAGUAAAGAAUACGGCGCCCUGCAUGCAGCAGCCGCCGCUGCAGGAUAUGCUAUGGAUGCCGAUCCAAAUGCAACAGCAAUGGGCAACACAGGAAUGGGGUCCGCUGGGGGCCAGCAGUACGGUGAGGUGAACCAGCUGGGGGGCGUUUUUGUUAACGGACGACCUUUACCUAACGCGGUUCGCCUUAGGAUUGUAGAACUUGCUCAGUUAGGGAUCAGGCCGUGUGAUAUAAGCCGACAGUUGCGAGUUUCUCACGGAUGUGUGUCAAAGAUCCUAGCUCGGUACCACGAGACUGGCUCCAUCUUGCCUGGGGCUAUUGGGGGCUCCAAACCUCGAGUUACGACACCAAAGGUGGUGUCUUACAUAAAGCAGUUAAAAGCCAAAGACCCAGGAAUAUUCGCUUGGGAGAUUAGGGACAGAUUACUUGCGGAUGGAGUGUGUGAUAAAUACAACGUGCCUUCCGUCUCCAGUAUUAGCCGGAUCUUAAGAAACAAACUCGGGGGUGCCCUAUACCCCGUCCCACCUCUCUAUCCGGUGCCCCCACAGAGAUGCUGGCCUUUGCAUCAGCCUUACGACUAUUAUAUGUACCUACAAGGUCGUCAACAUGCGACAGGCGCGCCGCAUGGCCUACCCCAUCCCCACCAGCCGACGGGGCCGCACGCGCAUGCCCACGCCAUAUGA
This is a messenger RNA of Pieris macdunnoughi, 735 nucleotides long. NCBI's taxonomy places the organism in Eukaryota, Metazoa, Arthropoda, Insecta, Lepidoptera, Pieridae. The record is from the annotation of a GenBank genome assembly.